Molecule: messenger RNA, 1089 nt
Organism: Saccharomyces eubayanus
Lineage: Eukaryota; Fungi; Ascomycota; Saccharomycetes; Saccharomycetales; Saccharomycetaceae
Gene: ERD1
Product: Erd1p
Exons: 1
Coding region: 1-1089 (362 amino acids)
Cellular component (GO): membrane; cytoplasm
Source: RefSeq, a predicted model, not a curated record
AUGGAGAAAAGUGACAUCGCAUCUAAAGGACUGUACUUCUCAACUGUAUUCAAAGUUCCAGCUCCACAGCGUUUCAUUGUACUUUUGGUACUUGCACUUUGGAUCUGGACAUGGAUAUUAAGAUUUUUCUCGCAUAACAGUUUGGACAUAUCUCAAGUUAUACUCACCAGAGUACCGCAUGACAUACGUCCAGGCUAUACUUUACCGCAAUUGCAUAGAACAGCAAGGAAUUUUGCUCUCAAAAUAACACGGCUCAUUAUACCUUUCCAUUUCAUCACUGUGCUUCUUUUCGAAUACAAGAAUGUUGCAGAAGCGCCAGCCAAUAACAUUGUUUUAGUUGUUUUUUUUUUACCCUUACUCCAGUCUAUGAUCAUAUUUUGGUUUUUACUAAGGGAUUGUCAAAUAAUAAAUUAUUGUGUCAGGAGAUGUCUGCUUAUUGAACCGUCACCGCGCUCCUUAAGAAACACCUAUAUCUUGCUCUCUGAUACGUUAACAUCAUUUGCGAAACCAUUGAUAGACUUCACAUUAUUCAGCUCAUUGAUAUUCAAAGAACCCUUCACGCAUUUUGACUUAUCCGUUGCUCUUUUCCCUGUAUUGGUCAGAUUACUACAAUGUUUAAGAGAAUACCGCUUACUGCGCGAUAAAACAUUACUAUUUAAUGCAUUGAAAUACAGCUGUAACCUCCCCAUUCUUUUUUGCAUUUGGCAAUCAAGGGUGUACGAGGGCUCGAUCAACUCAGAAAGGCUGCUCCACGCGCAAAGAUGGUUCAUGCUACUCAAUUCUUCGUAUACCUUGUUUUGGGACAUAAGAAUGGACUGGUCGCUGGAUUCGUUGUCAAAUUUAAGGUCCAAAUCUAAGAGUGUAGUUACAUUGAAAAAAAACAUGUAUCAUUUUGCGAUUGUUAUCGAUGUUGUUCUUAGGUUUUGGUGGUUAUGGGUCUACUUGUUCCAGGGUUUGGAAUUCGUAGCUCCUAAUACAGAUUGCCUUUUUUUCCAGGGCGAAAUGCAAUAUUUGGAAGUGAUUAGAAGAGGUAUAUGGGUUAUUUUCAAACUAGACGCGGAGUAUUAUACCAAAUGUGUAAGCAAAUGA